Molecule: messenger RNA, 3111 nt
Organism: Hypanus sabinus (Atlantic stingray)
Lineage: Eukaryota; Metazoa; Chordata; Chondrichthyes; Myliobatiformes; Dasyatidae
Gene: nfil3-6
Product: nuclear factor, interleukin 3 regulated, member 6
Exons: 3
Coding region: 1643-2896 (417 amino acids)
Biological process (GO): regulation of DNA-templated transcription; circadian rhythm
Cellular component (GO): nucleus
Molecular function (GO): DNA binding; DNA-binding transcription factor activity
Source: RefSeq, a predicted model, not a curated record
UUGAAGAGAACUGCAACAGUUUCAGUUUAUUUUGAUAAAUAAUGUAGGUUUGAUUGAUGAAGUGGGCUGUUGACCUCACAAUCCACCUGGUUAUGAUCUUGCAGUUUAUUGCUCAGCUGCACUGCAUUUUCUCUGACUGGCCCCAUUUACACUGUUGUGAUUCAUGAAUUGGCAACUGAGAUGCCUGCUGAAAUGGUUUUUAGGUAUUGUGAGAGCACCUGCCUCAUUUGUUACAUUCCCUUAAAUAUAACAGUUAACAGAAAUCUGGAUAGGCACAUGGAUGAAGAACCAUAGAGUGCCAUGGUCUGGGUAUAGGUAAAUGGGGUUAGGCAGAAGACCAGGAUGGCAUUGACUAGAAGAGCCAAAGGGCCGGUUUCUCUGCUGUCCUAUUACUCUAUGGCACCAUUUCAUCAGGCAAUGUAUUCCCAAUUCCAACCACAUUUGUGUGAAAAUCUCCCCCUCUCUAAAUUUCCUGCUUCUUACUUUCUACUUAGUUCCUCUUGUUUUAGACACCCCCAUUAAAAAACCCUCAAAGGUUUCUACCUCUGUCAGGUCACCCCUUCAGCAUCCUGCACUUCAGGGAAACAAACACAGCCUAUCCUGGCUCGCCUUAUAACUGAUAUGUUCCAAUCCAGUCAAUAUCUUGGUGAACCUUCUCCGCGCCUCUCUGGUGUGAUCACAUCUUUCCACUAGUGCGGUGAACAGAACUGCACACAGUACUCCAGGUAUGGCCUAACCAGUGCAUGGUUGUGCCUGCUUUCGUAUCCUACACAACAGCCAAUAAAGGCAAGCACCUCAUAUCAUUUCUAAACCACCCUAUUUACUCACAUUGACAUUUCAAGAUAUAUGUAAUUUUAAAAAUAAGUUUAUUUAUGAUAUAUCAGCUUCUACUUUAAUCAUAGAUGUGCGAUACAAGAGACUGCAAAAGUUGCAGUCUGGAGCAAUAGACAGAGCAUUGGAAGAACUCAAUGGGUCAGGCAGCGGCUGUGGAGGAAAUGGAGUGUUGAUCGAUAUUCCUCAUCUGAACUCAGUCUCAGUCUCAGUCUCAGAUUCUCACAUUAAAGAGAAAUGUGAUCUAAGUGACUUUGACUGUGGAAUGAUUGUUGGUGCUUGGGUACCUCAGUCCUGGGAUUUUCACACAGUCUCUAUUGUUUACAGAGAAUGGUGUGAUAAAAAAAGCACCCAGUGAGUGACAGUCCUGUGGGUGAAAAUGCCUCGUUAAAGAGAGAGGUCAGAGGCAAAUGGCCAGUCUGGUGCAAACUGACAGGAAGGUAGCAGUAAUUCAAAUAACCACACAUUACAACAGUGGUGUGCAGAAGAGCAUUUCUGAAUGUAGAGCACAUCAAAUCUUGUAGUAGAUGGGCUACAGCAGCAGAAGACCGCAAAGAUAUACUCAUCUGAAGAGGUACCUGACAAAGUGGCCACUGAGUGUAUAUAUUGUCUGACCUGUUGAGGGCAGGAGGUGCAGAAGCCUGAAGUCUUGCACUGCUAGGUUCAAAACAGCUCCUUCCCUUCAACCAUUCCGGUCUUCAUUCAUCUGGCACUACCUCAAUGUGGCAACACUGUGACUACUUUGCAUUGCAAAGAUCCCUUGUUCAACAUUGAGCCCUUCUAUCAGAGACAAGCGUUUCCAUCAGUCAGGAUGGACGUGUCUGCAGCCAAACCUUGCCAGGAGGUAAGAGAAGUGAGGGCAGACCAACUCCAGGAAAAUGAGCCCCACCCACGUUCGCUGGAGCUGUGUGGCCCGCACAUGUCCUUCACCGAAGAAGCCAUGUCCCUGCUCAGCACCAACAGCCUCUUGGCCAGAUCCCUGCUGGGCAUGAGGCAGGUCAAGCCCAAGGAUACCAGCUCCGCCAACCGGAGGAAGCGAGAGUUCAUCCCAGAAGAGAAAAAGGAUAGCAGCUACUGGGACAAGCGUAAGAAGAACAAUGAGGCAGCCAAGCGGUCCCGUGAGAAACGGCGGGUCAACGACAUGGUCCUUGAGCAGAGGGUCCUUGCCUUACUGGAAGAAAAUGCCAGACUGAAAGCUGAGCUCUUGGCUCUGAAGUUCAGGUUUGGUAUCAUUAAGGACCCUGCAGAGAUGCCAGUCACUCCAAGUAAUCCAUCAUCUCUCUGCUGCACAAAUGGGAUCCAAGGACCUCUUGCAGCCAUGGCUGUGAAUGGUUAUGUUGCUCAUCCUGUGGACAAUAAAAGCUUCCCACCUAAUAACCAGCAGGGAGGGGUAUCUAUUGGGGCAGAAGCACAAGAGUCCAGUGUGGUGUCUGAGGAUUCUGGUAUCUCCACCCCUGGAAGUUCCAACAUUGGAAGUCCUGUCUUUUUUGAUGACCAUCUGAGUGACCAAGGCAAGUUAUCCCCGAACCGCGAGGACCACUUUGAAGCUCAGCUCUCUUCCCCUAGUGACGUGGAGGUGGACCUUGCUAGGAUAGGCUCCAACGAGAACACUAAGCCAGUGAGAUCCCAAGAAAGAAUGGACAUGGUGAAAUCUUUGCCCCAUAAGCUCCGGUUUAAGAUAGGAGCUGGGGUGGAAGAGAGCACUGAGGUUGAUUUGAGGCUAAGAGUUUUUCAAAUGGCAGUGGGUAAUUCUACCCCCAGAACUCUUCCGGAACAGUUGCCUGGUCAGGUCAGGGAUCAACUUCAAGGGUGUUAUACCAACACUGUAAUGCCUCACUCUGACAAGGGCUCCGGGGCUGGCUUGUCUCCACCUUCUUGGAGAGCCCACAUUGGAGCCCAGGGUGGUGGCCAAGCAAUUUCAAACUGCCCAAAGAACCAUGCAAACGAGGACUCCAACAUCAAAUCCGAAAACAGCAUCCUCAGGAAUCAGCUUGCUUCACUCUCUGCUGAGGUCGCUCAGCUCAAAAAGAUGUUUUCUCAGCAAAGGUGUUCCAAUUUCAAAUAACACGGGUCAUCGUCGAUAUUUGUACGUUGUUAAUUUGAUUUGCCUCUCACUUCAUAAUUAAGUUAUUUGCAUAAAACUAAGCCCAUGCAAAUAUUUAUUGUUUGUCCUUGUGAAUGGAUUUAAAUGCGUGUAAAUAUAUUUUUACUUUAUUUUUUAAUCAGCCAUUGGUGUUGUAAUAAAUCCUUUAUGACCAAUUUAGGAAUGGAAGUUCUUCA